Ilex paraguariensis (yerba mate) is the source of this 750-nucleotide messenger RNA. Lineage: Eukaryota; Viridiplantae; Streptophyta; Magnoliopsida; Aquifoliales; Aquifoliaceae. The record is from the annotation of a GenBank genome assembly.
AUGAUAUUGGCAGCUGGCAUGUUACUACUGAAAGGGCUCAAGGAGCAAGGUCGGCUUGGAAGAUUUUUUGGAAAAGUUACUAUACAUGAUCAGCCGCCAUCAAAUACCAUUCAAAAGAUCAUAGCUGUAAAAGAGGCCAUGCGUGAAGUAGAAAAAUAUCUCCAGAAUCUGAAUGUUUCCUUGCUUAAAAUACGUUCAAUUGUUCUUGCUGGCCAACCUCAGAUAUCGACUGAGGUUGCUCAGGUGCUGCUAUUAAGCUCUGUCAUUCUCCUCAUCAUUCCGUUCAAAUACAUUAGUGCUUUUCUUGUCUUCGAUCUCUUCACAAGGGAGCUCAAAUUCCGGAGACAAAUGGUUUUGAGGUUCAUGAGUUUUCUGAAAGAGCGUUGGGACACAGUGCCUGCAGCCCCUGUUAUGGUAUUACCUUUUGAGGGUGAUGAGAAUGGGGCAAUAAGUGAAAGGAAGGAAAUCAAUGACAUAGAAUAUUCAGAAAGAACUCAGAGCAAGUCCACGUAAACAUUUUUCAUAUAGAUUUACGAAUAGUUUGGUAUAAGUAUCUGUACUGCUAAAUUUCAGAAAGAAAAAAAAGCAGAAAUCGAUGGUUCUUUUUCUUUAUUGUCUUUGGAUGUUCCUCUAAACUUUUUAUGUUAAUUCCAUGUUAUUAUAAAAAUGAUCUUUUUCUUAUUCAUUUCACGUUUCCAGGCUGCUAUUACGAGGGCUGUAACAGUUUGAUUUGGGUUGUAUUGUUCUGUA